AUUCACUGCCCUCUGUGCGUCAGUAAGGUAUAUAUGAAGAAAACACCCCUAUCUCUUGCAGUAGCUUGCAACUGAACCUAACGUGCAUCAGAUAGACUCCCAGAUCGUCAGAAUCAUGUUUUCAAAGGCCAUUUUGCUGUUUAUAAUAAUUGUGCCGUUGUCCUCGGCUAUUGACACACCCCUUGUUCGAAUUCUACCUAAAGACAGAUUCAGUGCCAGCUCUUCUUACAAUGAAUCUGUGACCGCGCCUAACGUACGUUUCCCGAGCGAACAAAUUGACUUGUCGGCGUCCAAGGAGCCCUGGUGCCCAGCGACUAGAACCGACUAUGAUUAUUUCAAGGAGUAUGUAACUGUGGACUUGGGAUGCCAGCAAACAGUUCGUAAAGUGGAGGGAAAGGAUUCUCAUGUACUACAAUAUUUCGGGGAAUACUCUAACGACGAGAAAAAAUGGAAGACUCUAACAUCAAAGGAUAAGAGAUAUUAUGAUAAAACCCUUAAAGUGUUCAAAGCAAACUAUCAGGCCGAAAUAAAGCCGCCCGUAAAAGCUCGUUACUUCAGAUUCCGAAUUCGGGUUUAUGAUUACAGCCGGGAACGGCAGCCUUGUCUUAAAGUGGAAAUGUACGGUUCAUCACCCUGCGAACCAGAAAAACCUGUAGGACCAGAAGUUCCUGUACAACCAGGAAAUCCUGUAGAACCGAUUGGAUGUUUCACUGAGAAGGCAAAGAAACGACUCCUGCCUAUUGUUUACCACACAGUUACAGCCCGUGUUGAUAAGAAGUGCCCAGGUAUUUUGGCCGUUUACGAAGAAUGCAAGCAAAAGGCUGCUGAAAAUUCGAAGCCCCUCGAAAUAUUCGGCAUCUGGAACAACAGAAAAUGCGUAACAAGCAAGACAGGCAAAUUUGAUGAGUAUUUUAACAAAGCUCCUGACUCUCGUAAUUGUAAAACUUGUCAAGGUAAAGGAAUCGGGUCAAAGAAAACAGCUGUAUUUGUAUACAAAAAAUAAUCUAUAGUAUAACUUACAUUUAUAAAGGAUAUGUCAAACAAGCUUUAAUAUUUAGGCAUGGCAUGCGCAAAUCUGGAAAACGGGUUUCAGGAGCUGAAAAUAGUUUUUUUAGUAACGCCUAGAGGGUUAAAUUUCAAAUUUUCAUUUUUGCGUCAAAAUAAUGGGACCUGUUGCGACACGUUUUCGUGCAGUUAACCUUAUGAAAAGUAGAGAACGGUUUUCAAUUGAGUUUCGUUAAACCAAAACCCAAGUAGUCACUCUAACAUAUCACAAAGAACAUACAAUCCAGUGAACCAAUCAAAACUCGAAGUAAUUGCAUGUAGCUGACGCCAAGCGAGGGAAAACGUGUGCGACCGCGUCACGAUUGGUUUAGGGUUUACUUCUGAUUGGAUGAAAAAAAAUGGCGCGAGUUUUUCCAGCCAAUCGUGUAGCGUAAUAAUGCAAAACCAACAAGUUUCGACGCUCAAGUGAAAACCGCUCUAAGGUACCAAGACUUAAAACGUAUACCGCAGAUUGUCGACUACUGCCGGAUUUAAUAUUUCUCGUGUUGGGUCAGUUUACAAGAGAGUGGGUCUUUUUACAGGCAGGAACCCUCUUUGUUUGAUUUGUUACUGCGGUUUACCAGUGAAUGCGGAAUAUUUUGUUAAGUGUGUUUUGCCAUGAUCGUGCAGGUUUAUAACUGUAAGGGAACUCUGGGAAUAUCAAUUAAACUUAAAAAAAAUGCACGGCCUCUUUCAAAUUAUGCCCAUAUUGCAAUCAAAUUAAUAUGCAUAUAUUCCUCGGCAUUGUGUUGGAGACGAUCUAACAAGACAAUCUUAGGACGAAUUGUGACUAUCACACACUUCUAAUUUACAAUACACCGUCAUGUACUAAACUCUAACGUUUUAAAGGUCACUAAAUAAAGUUCUCAAACUUCCA
Orbicella faveolata is the source of this 1921-nucleotide messenger RNA. RefSeq lists its product as uncharacterized. The record is from RefSeq and is a predicted model, not a curated record. Lineage: Eukaryota; Metazoa; Cnidaria; Anthozoa; Scleractinia; Merulinidae.